AACGUGGUACGUUACUGCUGUAAGUUUCAAAGUUCACGUAUGAACUUUUUUGCUCAGCACACAAGGUUUAUGAAUGAAGCCUGAAUAAAAACAGACUUUCAGGAAAUACAAGGUUCGCUGAUAAAAAACAAAGGCAAUGGCAGACAGCAAUGAGAUGACAAUCAACCUUGUUGUCCUUGGAAGAACUCAGACUGGCAAAAGCGCUGCUGGGAACAGCCUGCUAGGCAGCUUGGACUUCGAAAGCCAUCUGUCCCCAAGCUCAGUGACAACGUGUUGCAGCCUUGGGCGCAGCUGGCGUAUUCUGGGGAUUACACGAAGAAAUGGCUGUGAACUAGCUCUCCGCAUUCGGGUACUUGACACUCCAAGCUACCCUCACAGCAGCCUGAGCAAAGAGCAGGUGAAAGACACAGUGAGAUCUGCUCUGGCUCAGCACUUCAGGGAGGAAGGUCUGCAUCUUGCUCUUUUAGUCUUGAGAGCUGACUUGCCUCUGUGUCCAGAUGAAAAUGAUCAAACAAUUCAGUUCAUCCAGGAACUUCUAGGUCCCACAUGGAAGGAUUUCACUGCAGUUUUACUUACUCAUGCAGACAAGGCAGAAGAAGCUGGACUCAGUGAGGAAGCAUACUUGCACAAAGCUUCAAGUACCCUGUUGUCACUACUGAGCUCAGUACAGAACAAAUAUAUUUUCCUAGACAACCAGAAGUGCAUAAUUAAAGAGAAAAGAGCUCCUGUCUUAAGAAAGCUCUUGGAUUUUAUAAGACAAAAUAAUUAUCGAGUACUACUUAAGCAUGAUAAGGAAUAAAAUUAACUUUCAGGUGCUCA
Coturnix japonica (Japanese quail) is the source of this 819-nucleotide messenger RNA. It is a transcript of the gene GIMD1, whose product is annotated as GIMAP family P-loop NTPase domain containing 1. The record is from RefSeq and is a predicted model, not a curated record. Lineage: Eukaryota; Metazoa; Chordata; Aves; Galliformes; Phasianidae. Gene Ontology annotation, molecular function: GTP binding.